CGAUUCUGUUUCCCUUCUGCUCUGGUUUCUAAAACUAAUGGAGAAUGUUCUUUGUAGCUCGGUCCUCAUUUGCACUCAGACCCACAUGGAUUUUCUCUCUAUAUCGCAGGACAUCAAUCUUGCUUUCAACUUCCACCUCCUGCUUGCAAGCUCGUCAUGCUCCACCCACGUUUUCAAAUCUAAAGCCUCUCAAUUCCGAGAUCUCAAGCUGUAUGAGAAAUGGGUUAGUGGAAGAAGCCCAGAAACUGUUCGACGAAAUGCCUCAACGAAAUGUUGUGACUUGGAACGCGAUGAUUCGCGGCUACUUCUUGAACGGGUGGUGUAGUGAUGGGAUUAGCUUGUUUCGUCGAAUGCCAGAGCGAGAUAUUUUUUCUUAUAAUACGGUGAUUGCUGGGUUGAUGCAAUGUGGGGAUGUUGAUGAUGCGAAGGAUAUUUUUGAUGUAAUGCCGUUUAGAGAUGUUGUGAGUUGGAAUUCGAUGAUUGCGGGGUAUGUUCGAAAUGGGUUACUUGAGAAAGCGAUACAGUUGUUCGAUGAAAUGCCUUUGAAAGAUGUAAUUUCUUGGAACUUGAUAAUUGGAGGGCUUGUAAACUGCGGCAAACUUGAUUCGGCUGAAGUGUAUUUUGGCAAAAUGAACAGGCGUGAUCUUGUGUCGUGGACCAUCAUGAUCUCGGGGCUUGCCCGUGCAGGACGCGUUGAGAAGGCAAGGAAGCUUUUUGAGAACAUGCCCAUGAAAGAUGAUCGAGCGUGGAAUGCCAUGAUGGCUGGGUAUAUAGAGAAUGGGCAGAUUGAAAUGGCAGAGGAGCUGUUUGAGAAAAUGCCUGAACGAAACUUUGAUUCUUGGAACGGUUUAGUGAAUGGAUUGGUUGGAAGCCAAAGGGUUGAAGAUGCUAGGAGACUUUUUAUGGAAAUGCCAGAGAAAUGCCAAAAGACAUGGAACAAUAUUGUGCUAGCAUACAUAAGGAAUGGACUGGUAAAAGAGACUCAUGGAGUUCUUGAGAAAACCCCAUAUGGUAAUAUAGUUUCAUGGACUAAUUUGAUCGUGGGAUACUUUGGGAUUGGUGAAGUUGGAAUAGCAGUGAAGAUCUUUGAAUCAAUCCAGGAUAAGGAUGCAACCAUAUGGAAUGCUACAAUAUUCGGAUUAGGAGAGAACGACCGAGGCGAGGAAGGUUUGAAGCUUUUUACUAGAAUGAUAAAGUUAGGUCCAUGUCUCGAUAAAGCUACAUUUACGAGUGUUCUAACGAUCUGUUCCAACCUGGAAGCUUUGCAGCUUGGUAGACAAGCACAUGGACUUGUUAUAAAAGCUGGAUUCAGUGACAUUGUUUCGGUUUCAAAUGCUAUGGUUACUAUGUAUGCAAGAUGUGGGAACAUGGAUUGUGCUUUGAUGGAGUUUCGUUCGAUGUCGAGCAGGGAUGUAAUUUCUUGGAAUUCUAUUAUCUGUGGGUUUGCUCACCAUGGAAAUGGAAAAGAAGCACUGGAAAUGAUUGAAAAAAUGAGAUUAGCUAACAUAGAACCUAAUCAUAUAACCUUUAUUGGUGUUCUGUCUGCUUGUAGCCAUAAGGGUCUAGUGGAACAAGGAAGGUACUAUUUCAAUUUGAUGAAAAACGAAUGUUCUAUUCAGCCAUUGAGCGAGCAUUAUACGUGCUUAGUUGAUUUGUUCGGGCGAUUCGGGCUUAUUGACGAGGCACUGAGUUUUCUAGUUGAAAUGAAAACGGAGGAAAUCGAAGUUCCUCCGAGCGUUUGGGGGGCUUUGCUUGGAGCUUGCAGAAUCCAUAAGAAUUAUGAUGUAGGGGUGAUUGCAGGUGAAAAAGUUCUGGAGAAGGAGCCUCAUAACUCUGGAGUGUAUUUGAUUUUAGCAGAAAUGUAUUUGGGAAGUGGGAAAAGAGAAGAUGCUGAAAGGAUUUUGGCAAGAAUGAAGAACAAUGGAGUUAAGAAACAACCAGGGUGUAGUUGGGUUGAGAUAAACAAUAGCGGACACGUCUUUCUUUCGGGAGAUCGUUCGAACCCGCAUUUUGAUAGAAUCUGUUGUGUUUUAAAGCUGUUGAAUCUGGAGAUGGAGUUGCAAACAACAUAGUGAUGAAUAAAAAUGCACG
Messenger RNA from Cucurbita pepo subsp. pepo (vegetable marrow), 2091 nucleotides. RefSeq lists its product as uncharacterized. The record is from RefSeq and is a predicted model, not a curated record. NCBI's taxonomy places the organism in Eukaryota, Viridiplantae, Streptophyta, Magnoliopsida, Cucurbitales, Cucurbitaceae. Gene Ontology annotation, molecular function: RNA binding; protein binding. Gene Ontology annotation, biological process: RNA modification.